Hemicordylus capensis (graceful crag lizard) is the source of this 2340-nucleotide messenger RNA. RefSeq names its product TIR domain containing adaptor molecule 2 (gene TICAM2). Gene Ontology annotation, molecular function: protein kinase binding. The transcript is spliced from 3 exons. Gene Ontology annotation, biological process: positive regulation of cytokine production involved in inflammatory response; TRIF-dependent toll-like receptor signaling pathway; lipopolysaccharide-mediated signaling pathway. Lineage: Eukaryota; Metazoa; Chordata; Lepidosauria; Squamata; Cordylidae. The record is from RefSeq and is a predicted model, not a curated record. The coding region runs from base 224 to 880 and encodes 218 amino acids.
UGCUGCUGCUGCUGCUGCUGCUUCUUCUUCUUCUUCCGCAGGAGAACUAGAAGGUCGUCCGGCACGAAGAUCUUCUCGGUCCAACUGGAUAUCAUGAAUCUUCUUAGCAGGCUGACCUGGUCUUGUGCUGGAGUAUUUAGAAAAAUCUAGACAAAGUCUCAAACAGAGAUAUUUCCAGACUGGAAGAAAGAGGAUACUUCAUUAUCCUGGGUGUUCUAUUGUAAUGGGAAACAGUAGCUCCAAGAAAACAUCUUCACGUUUUCCAAGAAACAGGAUGAAAGACAACUCUGCAUGUACACAACAGAGAUACUUUAAGCAAAAGCCCAAGGUGUGUGAACUGCCACUGUACAAAGAAGCCAGUGGUCAUACUGGUGCCCAAGAAGCUCACAGCAGCAAUGAAGAAGCUGGGGAGAUAUUUUACAGAUUUGUAAUUCUUCAUGCUGACGAUGAUGUAGAGGAAGCUGUUAGAGUCCAGGACUUGCUGCAAAAUGAAUUUUGUAUUAAACCGGGUAUAGUCUUUGCUGAAAUGCCUAGUGGUAGGCAUGUGUUAGAAAAUUUACAGGAAGCUGUGAAUGGCUCGGCAUGGACAAUUAUCUUGCUGACAGAAAACUUCUUGAAGGAGCUUUGGUGUGAAUUUCAGUUUCAUGCUUCUUUGUUCAAUGCACUGACCACACCACACAAAUGCAACACAGUUAUACCAAUGAGGCCACGGAAUAACCCACUGUCAAAGGAGAGAAUUCCUUUCAUUCUCCAGACAAUUAAUGCACUGCACGAAGAGAGCCCUGGAUUUUCAGAACAAGUAAAGCAAACUUUCCAGGAGUCUAGAUACAGACAACAGCAAGCAGUAUGGAGGAAUGAAAAAAAGAAGGAAGAGCCAUGAGUGCUGUUGGACUGGUGAAGGUUUAAGAACAAUUCAACUGACUUUGAAGGUGAUUUAUUUGAUCAGUGGAUUCAUGGUCCAUGUCCAAGCUAAUAAUGCCCUGGUAUCCCCAAACUGGGGAUAUGCUUGGGUGGGAGUUUACUAUUCAUAUGCAUCAUUUUCUUGAUGUUUAUAUCCAGACUGUCCCACCUUUUCAGCCGCAGCAGAAAAGCCUCCUAGACAAAUCUGAGCUCAUGAAUACCCUGAAGGAGGCUUUGGCUUAGUUGUAGAGCAUAUCCCCUGCAUGCAGAAGGCCUCGGGUUCAAUCCCAGUUAUGAAAGGAUCUUAGGUAGCAGUAGUCCUGAGAUCUUGAAGUACCACUGAAGUGAGAGUAGUGGAUGUACUGAACUAGAUGGACAAAUAGUUUGACUCCAUAUAGGGCAGCUGUGGUUGAAGAAACAGCUCUUUUUUUCAGAAAGUUGAAAGAGGGAUCAGUGACCACAGUGAAUACAUUCAAAUGACCUUUGACUGUUAAGGUUUUGCAAAUUUUUCUGUUUCAACAACCUUAAAUAUACUGAGAUCAUGCACAUGGCCACCAGCUGCCACUUGGGAGAGCUGUGGGGAAGGCAGGAGCUUGCCAGCCUUCCCUGGCAGAUGAGUGGGGACCAUCUUUCCCUUUGCCACAUGCUCACAUGAGUGGCGGUGUGGUGGAGGAAAAUGCUGGGAUCAGGAGGAGGGAGUCCUCCCACAUCCCAAAGAACUGCACCAGCAGAGACAAUGGCUGCUCUCAUUAGAGCAGUUGAACUUGGCGUGCCCACUCCUUCCUUCCGGCUUGCUGCCCAAGAUGGCUGCUGGCCUGGGGGAAGCCUUCUCCCUGGUGGCAGUUGCCUAGUCCAUCACCCACAGUUCGUUCUACCUUGGUAAACAGCUGGAGCAGCCAAGAGCAGAGGACUCCCAGUGCUCCAGAGGACAUGAGCUGAUGGAGUAAUCUCCAAAAUGUCUUCAUGUUAAGCUACAAGAGUAAAACUUAUCUACACAACUGUUUUGAAGAAGUUCUUGAAUCCACACCACUGAAGAAGGCUGAGAAGCAGCCGAAAUGUGUCUGGAGCAUGGUAAAGAAUCAUUGGACAUAUUUCUCAAAAGCAGUUGAUAUUUUUAUAUGGACUUUGGUAUAUUGUAAAGAAAUACUGGAUAAACCUCUCUGACACUGUGGAUAUUUUCAUAUGGAUUUUCAAGAUAUAUCCCUGGAGCUGUAUUAAAGAUGGCAUACUGACUCUUAGUACACCAUCUGGGAAUUAUAGAAGAGAAGAGAUAUUCUCUGGACUUUUAAGAGACUAUGUUUACAGACCUUAUUAUAGCAGUGUAUUUUUCCAUGUGUAUUUUUAAGGUGUGAGUAACUGGAAGGAUUUUAGUAUUGGGGAUCUAUAUAUUGGAAAUCAUGAAGGUUUAUUAUUUAUUAAACAAAUUUGAUUAAAGUGGGA